ACUAAAUGAACGACAUAAUUAAUAGACACAGUAAAUCGGGGGAACAUCGCACUACGGCAUCUACCCGAUACUACCGGUCGUAAACUCGAACUGUUCUGAAGGCCGUUUGAAAUAUGUGGUUUAUGUACAUACUGAGUUGGAUAGCUCUUUUAAUACAGAUAUGCGUAAUUACUCUGUCCGUGGCGGCUGGGUUAUUUUAUCUGGCAGAACUAGUAGAAGAAUACACAGUACUGACCGCCAGACUUAUUAAAUGUAUGCUAAUUGGCACCACUGUGAUUUUCAUUGGUCUUCUCUUGUUUGAGGACUUGCCUCUAUCCAUGACUGUAGCAGGUUUAGUUGGAAACAUUGCCUACUUUUUUGUUCUACAAUACUUCCCGUACUUCGAGCUUUCUUCACCAUCAUUUCUGAUCUCCAUUGUAUUGGUAGUCAUCAAUCAUUAUUUUGCGUUUUCCUAUUUUUCCACUGUGUGGCACCCAUUCUCAGAUGUGUUGGCCUACUUCACCAUUUGCCUGUGGCUCGUCCCAUUUGCCUUCUUUAUUUCUUUGUCAGCCAAUGAGAAUGUGUUACCAACAACGAGCGGGACUCGUGUGAGCUCAUCAGAAGAAAGUGAUGUUGUCAGUAACUAUUUCAAAAAGAAAAGCAAGAAGUACGGCCUACUGUCCUUCUUUAAGUAUGCCCAGGAUAGCGUCCUGCCACAGAGAGUCCGAAAACAGUAUUGAACUGGUUGCCAUGGAUACUUACUACGCCACAAAUAAAAUCCCCUUUUUAACUCACCUGAGCUGAAAGCUCAAGUGAGCUUUUCUGAUUGCUAUUUGUCAGUCGCCUGUUUGUAAACUUUUUACAUUUUCGACUUCCUCUCCAGAACCACAGGUCCAAUUACACUAAACUUGGCCAAAAGCAUCCUUGGGUGAAGGGCUUUCAAGUUUGUUCAAAUGAAGGGCCAUGCUCUCUUCAAAGGGGAGAUAAUCACAAAAAUUCAAAAAUAAGGUGGUUCUAAAGAACCACUGACCCAGAAGAGCUAAAAUAUACAUGAAUGCUUCCUGACAUAGUGCAGAUUCAAGUUUGUAAAAAUUGUGACCCUCGGGCUAAGGAUGGGGCCACAAUAGGGGAUCAAAGUUUUAUUUAUAAACAUAUAGGGAAAAUCUUUAAAGCUCUUCUCAAGAACCACUGGGCUAGGAAAGUACAGAUUUACAUGAAAUUCCAUUACAUAGACUAAGCGCGGAUUCAAGUUUGUUAAAAUCAUGAUCCCUGGGGAUAGGAUGAUUCCACAAUAGGGAAUCAAAGUUUUGCAUGCGAAUAUAUAGGUAAAAUUUUGAAAAUCUUGAGAACAACUGGGCCAGGAAAGUAGAAAUUUACAUGAAAGGUUCCUGACAUAGUGCAAAUUCAAGUUUUUAAAAAUCAUGACCCUUGGGGGUAGGAUGGGGCCACAAUAGGGGAUCAAAAUUUUAUAUUCAAAUAUAUAGGGAAAAUCUUCUCAAGAACCACUGGGCUAAGAAAGUACAAAUUUACAUGAAAGGUUCCUGACAUAGUACAGAUUCAAGUUUGUUAAAAUCAUGGCCCCCGGGGUUAGGACAGGGCAACAAUAGGGGAUCAAAGUUUAACAUACAGAUAUAUAGAGAAAAAUCUUCUGAAGAAUCACUGGACCAGAAAAGUUUAUAUUUGCAUUAAAGGUUUUGACAUAGUGCAGUAUCAAAUUUGUGAAAAUCAUGUCCCCUGGGGGGUACGUUGGGGCUACAAUAGGGAUCAAAGUUUUACAUGCGAAUAUAUAGGGAAAAUCUUUCAAUAUGGGCUAAGGUGAUUCAGGUGAGCAAUGUGGCCCAUGGGCCUCUUGUUUUCUGUGGUUUUUAAUGUGUUUUACAAUGCGAUGGCUGUGUACAACACAUCCAAAAAAUAAAACUUACAAUUGCUUGGGAAAGUGCAAGUUCUCGCAUGUAAUGUGCCUAUACAUAUUUUGUUAAUGCUAGAGUGAAUGUGUGUUCAUUUUUAAGUGUCAGUAAAUUAUUUAAUGCAUGUUGAUUAUCCAUUUCAAAAGAUUUCCUGUAUGCAAUAAAGCUAUUGAACAAUUUU
Molecule: messenger RNA, 2067 nt
Organism: Ostrea edulis (European flat oyster)
Lineage: Eukaryota; Metazoa; Mollusca; Bivalvia; Ostreida; Ostreidae
Product: protein TEX261-like
Exons: 5
Coding region: 114-719 (201 amino acids)
Biological process (GO): endoplasmic reticulum to Golgi vesicle-mediated transport
Cellular component (GO): COPII-coated ER to Golgi transport vesicle; Golgi membrane; endoplasmic reticulum membrane
Molecular function (GO): COPII receptor activity
Source: RefSeq, a predicted model, not a curated record